Messenger RNA from Macrosteles quadrilineatus (aster leafhopper), 1215 nucleotides. RefSeq names its product S-methyl-5'-thioadenosine phosphorylase. Gene Ontology annotation, cellular component: cytosol. The coding region runs from base 271 to 1125 and encodes 284 amino acids. NCBI's taxonomy places the organism in Eukaryota, Metazoa, Arthropoda, Insecta, Hemiptera, Cicadellidae. Gene Ontology annotation, molecular function: S-methyl-5-thioadenosine phosphorylase activity. The record is from RefSeq and is a predicted model, not a curated record. Gene Ontology annotation, biological process: nucleoside metabolic process. The transcript has 6 exons.
GUAAGUACGAGUGGGAAAAAGAUCGAACGAUCAGAGUAAAAGAAAGACCGGUUCUCUUGUUUAUUGAAGUAAUAUUACUUCCUUAUCGCUCUACUUAAAUUUGAAGACAAGAGAAAUGAUGAUAAGGAAACUAAUUGAAAGGAUUUAGUUUUUAUGUUGUUUUCAGUAGACCUAAGUUAAUAGCCUACUAUUUAAAUAAGAUAACUUUUAGAACAAAGUGUUGUUUGAUAUCUAACUUAUAAUACAAAAACCUUUCAUACGAAUACCGCAAUGUCGUCAAUUCACUUGAAGAUUGGAAUCAUUGGUGGGUCAGGCUUGAACAACCCUGACAUCUUAGAAAAUGCUAAAGAAGUAUCAGUAGACACUCCAUUCGGAGCACCAUCCGACUGUCUUAUUGUUGGGAAAAUAAAAGGAGUCGAUUGUGUGUUGCUAGCAAGACACGGACGUAAACACACUAUCAACCCCAGCAAUGUCAACUACCGAGCCAACAUCUGGGCGUUGAAACAGCAAGGCUGUACACAUGUGAUCACGUCGACUGCCUGUGGCUCGCUACAAGAAGACAUUCCACCCGGGGACUUAGUGCUACUCGACUCCUUCAUCGACAGGACCAAACAAAGGCAGCACACAUUCUUCGAUGGGAGUGAGGAAGGAUUGCCAGGCGUAUGCCAUAUUCCAAUGGAACCGGCGUUCUGUGAAGAGACGCGCAAGAUUAUUAUUGAGGCGGCGGCAGAGCUUGGCUUUAAGCUGCAUCCGCGUGGAACGGCUGUCACCAUCGAGGGACCGAGGUUUUCCAGCAAGGCAGAAAGUCUCGUCUUCAAAUCCUGGGGAGCUCACCUGGUCAACAUGACUCUCGUACCCGAGGUUGUGCUAGCUAAGGAGGCUGGGCUCAGUUACGCUGCGGUUGCUAUGGCAACGGACUACGACUGUUGGAGAGACCAUGGCGACGGAGUCUGUGUGGCCGAUGUUUUGGCAACCUUCAAAACCAAUGUUAGCAAGAUCACCAAACUGUUCCUAACUGUUGUGCCAAAGAUUGCUGAGAGAAAGUGGGAUGACGUGGUUAAAAAGAAUAAGGAAACUGUUGACUCAAGUGUGAUGAUUCCACAAGAACCAACGUCAAAACAUUAGGCAACAAUUACAAAUAUGGGCUUUCCAAAUAAUAUACUUAUGUGAUGUAUACGAAACUUAAAACAUUCAUUAAAAGUAUUUUGAUGGUUA